Messenger RNA from Camelus dromedarius (Arabian camel), 4394 nucleotides. It is a transcript of the gene MTTP, whose product is annotated as microsomal triglyceride transfer protein. Lineage: Eukaryota; Metazoa; Chordata; Mammalia; Artiodactyla; Camelidae. The coding region runs from base 315 to 2999 and encodes 894 amino acids. The record is from RefSeq and is a predicted model, not a curated record. The transcript has 18 exons. Gene Ontology annotation, molecular function: lipid binding. Gene Ontology annotation, cellular component: Golgi apparatus; basolateral plasma membrane; endoplasmic reticulum. Gene Ontology annotation, biological process: lipid transport; cholesterol homeostasis; lipoprotein metabolic process.
UUCUGAAUUUAUAGGAUGGUAGACUGGUUUAGUUUAGCUCCCAAAGUGAAAAUUUUCUUGGUUUUCAUUUCUGGGAAAAAAUAAAAAUAAAAAGUGAGAGACUGAAAGCUACAGCCCACCUAAGUUUAAUCAUUAAUAGUGAACCUUUCUGCGAACUUAGGUCCUGAUUUUGGAGUUUGGAAUCUGACCUUUCCCCCAAAGAUAAACAUUGUUGCAGGUUCUGAGGAGGGUCACUGCCUCGCUGCCAUUGGAAGAGUCCACUUCUCAGUGACUCCUCCCUGGGAACUGGAUGCAUUAGAGGGUAGCUAGUCAGUAUGAUUCUUCUUGUUGUGCUUUUUCUCUGCUUCAUUUCCUCAUAUUCAGCUUCUGUUAAAGGUCACACAACUGGUCUCUCAUUAAAUAAUGAACGACUAUACAAACUCACAUACUCCACUGAAGUUUUUCUUGAUCGGGGCAAAGGAAAACUCCAAGACAGCGUGGGCUACCGAGUUUCAUUCAAUGUGGAUGUCGUCUUACUGUGGAGGAGUCCUGAUGGUGAUGAUGACCAACUGAUCCAAAUUACAAUAAAAGAUGUAAAUGUUGAAAAUGUGAAUCAGCAGAGAGGAGAGAAGAGCAUUUUCAAAGGAAAAAAGCCACCCCAAAUCAUAAGAAAGGAGAACUUGGAAGCUUUACAAAGACCUGUGCUCCUUCAUCUAAUCCAUGGAAAGGUCAAAGAGUUCUACUCAUAUCAAAAUGAACCAAUAGCCAUAGAAAAUCUCAAGAGAGGCCUGGCUAGCCUCUUUCAGAUGCAGUUAAGCUCUGGAACUACCAAUGAGGUAGAUAUCUCUGGGGAUUGUAAAGUCACCUACCAGGCUCAUCAAGACAAAGUGACCAAAAUUAAGGCCUUGGAUUCAUGCAAAAUUGAGAGGUCUGGAUUUACAACCCCAAACCAGGUCCUGGGUGUCACUUUGAAAGCCACAUCUGUCACUACCUAUAAGAUAGAAGACAGCUUUGUUGUAGCUGUGCUUGCAGAAGAGAUACGUGCUUUGCGGCUGAAUUUUCUACAAACCGUUGCAGGCAAAAUAGUAUCAAAGCAGAAGUUGGAGCUGAAGACAACAGAAGCAGGCCCAAGACUGCUGCCUGGGAAGCAGGUUGCGGCCAUCAUUAAAGCAGUCGAUUCAAAGUAUGUGGCCAUUCCCAUCAUGGGCCAGGUCUUCCAGAGCGAGUGCAAAGGAUGCCUUUCUCUCUCGGAGCACUGGCAGUCCAUCAGAACACACCUACAGCCUGACAACCUCUCCAAGGCCGAGGCCGUCAGAAGCUUCCUGACCUUUGUUCAGCACCUCAGGACUGCGAAGAAGGAAGAAAUCCUCCAGAUCCUAAAGGCUGAAAAGAAGGAAGUACUGCCUCAGCUGGUGGAUGCUGUCACCUCUGCUCAGACCCCAGACUCAUUAGAUGCCAUUUUGGACUUUUUGGAUUUCAAAAGUGACAGUAGCAUUAUUCUCCAGGAGAGGUUUCUCUAUGCCUGUGGAUUUGCCUCCCACCCCGAUGAAGAACUCCUCAGGGCCCUCAUUAGUAAGUUCAAAGGUUCCUUUGGAAGCAAUGACAUCAGAGAAACCGUUAUGAUCAUCAUCGGGGCCCUUGUCAGGAAGUUGUGUCAGAACGAAGGCUGCAAACUCAAAGCAGUGGUAGAAGCCAAGAAGUUAAUCUUGGGAGGACUUGAAAAACCAGAGAAAAAGGAGGACACCAUGAUGUACCUACUGGCUCUGAAGAAUGCCCUGUUUCCAGAAGGCAUCCCGCUGCUUCUGAAGUAUGCGGAGGCAGGAGAAGGGCCCGUCAGCCACCUCGCUACCACCACUCUCCAGAGAUAUGGAGCCCCUUUCAUAACUGAUGAGGUGAAGAAGGCUUUGAACAGGAUAUACCACCAGAAUCGUAAAGUUCAUGAAAAGACUGUGCGCACAACCGCAGCUGCUGUCAUUUUAAACAACAAUCCAUCCUACAUGGAAGUAAAAAACAUCCUGCUCUCUAUUGGGGAGCUUCCCAAAGAAAUGAAUAAAUACAUGCUCUCUAUUAUCCAAGACAUCCUACGUUUUGAAAUACCUGCCAGCAAAAUGGUCCGUCGAGUUCUGAAGGAAAUGAUUGCUCAUAAUUAUGACCGUUUCGCCAAGACUGGAUCCUCUUCUGCCUAUACUGGCUACAUAGAACGUAGUCCCCACUCGGCAUCUACCUAUAGCCUGGACAUUCUUUACUCUGGUUCUGGCAUUCUAAGGAGAAGUAACCUCAACAUCUUUCAGUAUCUUGGGGAAGCUGCUGUUCAUGGGAGCCAGGUGGUCAUUGAAGCCCAAGGACUGGAGGCCUUAAUUGCAGCCACUCCCGAUGAAGGGGAGGAGAACCUUGACUCCUAUGCUGGGAUGUCAGCCAUCCUCUUUGAUGUUCAGCUCAGACCUGUCACUUUUUUCAGUGGAUACAGUGACUUGAUGUCCAAAAUGCUGUCAGCAUCUGGUGACCCUGUUAGUGUGGUGAAAGGACUCAUUCUGCUGAUAGAUCAUUCUCAGGAGCUUCAGUUGCAAUCUGGACUUAAAGCCAAUAUGGAGGUCCAGGGUGGUCUAGCCAUUGAUAUUUCAGGUUCAAUGGAGUUUAGUCUGUGGUAUCGUGAGUCUAAAACCCGUGUGAAAAAUCGGGUAGCUGUGGUAAUAUCUGGUGACAUCACAGUGGACUCUGCUUUUGUGAAAGCUGGCCUGGAAAUCAGUGCGGAAACAGAAGCAGGCUUGGAGUUUAUCUCCACAGUGCAGUUUUCUCAGUACCCGUUCCUAGUCUGCCUGCAGAUGGACCGGGAUGCAGCUCCGUACAGGCAAUUUGAGACCAAGUAUGAAAGGCUGUCCACAGGCAGAGGUUAUGUCUCCCGGAAAAGAAAAGAAAGCCUGAUAGCAGGAUCUGAAUUCCCACUGCACCAGGAGAACUCGGAGAUGUGCAAGGCGGUGUUCGCUCCUCCACCAGAGAGCAGUUCCAGUGGUUGGUUUUGAAACUGACGGGUGAGCUCGCGCUGGAAUCCAUCUCCGCGGAAGGGCUGCACUGCCACGCGCUGGAGGACUUGCUCUCUGAGAGCACAGUGUUUACAUAUUUACCUGUAUUUAAGAUUUUUGUAAAAAGCGAUGGAAGAAACCUCACGUGAUUCAAUUUGGGCCUAUUCAGUACCACCUACAGUGUCAUUGUGAGCUGACGUAUGUUUCACCUUUAGUAGCAUUCUUAGUUUUCUUGUAGCUUUCUCAAAUCCCAUUUAGUAUAGUGAAAAUGGUUCUGCCCUGAGAAGUCGUUUGUAAAAAACAAACAAACAAACAAAAAACCAUGAAACAUACACUCAGGAGAGCCUAAUUUUGUUUCAACAAUUUUCAAUCAAUGUAUAUGGAAACCCUUGGUAGAAUCUUACAUGGCUUGUUUCUACCAAAUACAUUGCCCAAUCAGGAAAAAACAGCCUUUUUUUUUUUCUUUUGUGGGAGAGUCAGAGAAAGGAAUAAUGCUUUUAAAGGCUCUGUCAACCAACUUCAAGACUUAAUCUUUAUCUCUUCUGUUGUUAGUUUUGUUAAACAUUGAGGGAGAAGGCACACGGAAUUAACACUUACAAUCUGAUCUUUCUGCUGACCCUAUCGUCAGAUUGCUAGAAGAAAACCAAUCAGUCCUCUGCCUUCUGUCCUUCAAAAAUAUUGGACUUGGCACAUAAGAAUUAGAAAUAAUUUUAAAAAAACCCAAAUUUCUUCUGUAUAGCACAGGGAACUAUAUUCAAUAUCUUGUAAUAACCUUUAAUGAAUAAGAAUAUUAAAACAAAUAUGUGUACGUCUAUGCAGGACUGGGACGUUGUGCUGUACACCAGAAAUGGACACACUGGAACUGACUGUACUUCAAGAAUAAUAAUAAAAAGGCAGCACUUCUCAAACUAUAUAAAAAAAAAAAGAAUUAGAAAUACUAAUUUCAGAAACUCCAUUUGACUUUUUCUUGUGCUGUCUCUUUGAGAUGGUAAUGUGUUUCGCUAUCCUUUAAAAGGGAUAUCCUCACUUAGUCAUCAUUUCAUCUUUCCUUCACUUGUUUUGAGGUUCCAGUCUGUUGGACUACAAUCUACAAAAGCCAGAAUGGCUGAGAGAAUUUAAUGAUGCUUGGAGAAACUGAUGGAUUUGGACUUGUAAAAUGUGAAAUCAAGAAAAGAAUGUAUUUAUAUAAAUUGAAAGAACCACAUUAACCACUUUUAAAUAUUUAUUAGUAAAACAGAUACAUGUGUUGAUAGUGAUAAGCCCAAAACAGAUAACAGGGGCUCACUUGUCCGUAAAACACACACACAUACACACGAUGGAAGUUUAGCUAGCCCAGUGUUGGUUGUAAAUUUAAAAUGAUGUGUCAAGAAAUAAAUAUUUGGAAUUCCUAUUGAA